Messenger RNA from Macrosiphum euphorbiae (potato aphid), 4542 nucleotides. The record is from the annotation of a GenBank genome assembly. NCBI's taxonomy places the organism in Eukaryota, Metazoa, Arthropoda, Insecta, Hemiptera, Aphididae.
AUGCCCCUUACCCCUGCUGAAACAGAACGCGCAGAGCGACUGCUUAAACGUACAAUCGCAAAACGCGACUCGUUAGUGUCACAAAUGCAAUUUCUCUGCGAUUUAGCUAAAAAGUUGGAAGUGAAUAGUGAGGUACUUCCAUUGUUCCGCGCUCGAAAAAGGGACAUCGGUUCUCUUCGUACACAAUUUAAUGUUGAGCAGGAUGCUAUUUUGGACAUACUCAUACAACUCGUACGCGACGAAGAGUAUGACAACCUUCAUGUGCCCAUCGCAAACAGCAUGUCGGAAUUUUAUUAUAGUAUUAUGGCUAUUGCUGACACCGUUCUUGAUGAGCCACCUACGUCCUCUUCCACGAUCGAAUCCAACAAUAACAGUAGCUCAAACAUACAACUUCCAAAGAUUGAUUUACCAAAAUUUGACGGAACUCUAAUUAACUGGAUUUCAUUUCGGGACACGUUUAUUUCUCUGGUACACGACAACUUAAAUAUUGGAAAGUUAGAAAAAUUCCAUUAUUUAUUAAUUUGUGUUUUCGGUUCAGCGCUUACUGUCGUCAAGGCCAUACCUUUAUCUGCGGCCAAUUAUGACAUUGCAUGGAAGGCUUUGAUUGACCGCUAUGAUAAUCAGCGCCUACUUGCUACUGCCCAUUUAGAGAAGUUAUUCUCCUUUCGGCCAAUUAGUACGGAGUCCCUUUCUUCACUUUCAGCGUUUGUGAGCACUUUUCAAGAGAACAUCGCAGCAAUAAAAGUUCUCGGAGUGAAUGAUCUUGCGGGAUUUAUGUUAUUUUUUAUCGGUUCUCGCGCGUUAGACCCCGUCACCCGUAAUCUUUUUGAGAGCACUGUGUCUCAAGAUUCCAUUCCCGUAUUUGAUGUACUGCUUAAAUUCGUACAACAUCGGUGUAAGGUAUUGGAAAAUAUUAGAAGUUCGGAAAAAUUGGCUACCCACUCAACAAAAAUCAAGAACAACCCAAGUUCUCGUGCGGCGUUGACUAUUGCUAACGCGAAUGUUACUUCGACGGGUACCUCUUCUGAGCUUAAUCAAGGACGAAAGUUUCAACGCAGUUGUGCGUAUUGCAAACAGGAUCAUGCCAUUUAUCGAUGUCAAGCGUUCUCGAAACUUACGGUAGUCAAACGACGUGAAUUUGUAUCGUCAAAUAAACUUUGCUUCUCAUGCAUGAAUCCCUCACACUCGGUGUCAGUCUGCACGUCAAAGUAUAACUGCAAGACUUGUGGUGAACGUCACAACACCCUUCUGCAUUUAAAAUCCGAAAACAAGCACUCUCAGCCUGGUCCGUCGUCGAAUCAUGUGAUCACAACGAAUCAGUCCGAUUCCAUCGAACCAAAAACUCAGUUUGUUGGCACGUCUUACACUAAUAAUACUGUCGUCCUCGGGACGGCCUGUGUCCGUAUUCAGGAUCGCUGCGGUAGCUAUCAUUCAGUGAGAGUAUUAUUAGACAGUGGAUCACAGAUAUCAGCCAUAACUUCUGAGUGUGCCAAUCGUAUCGGCUUGGGUCGUCAAAAAUGUCGCACGGAGAUAUCAGGCCUAGGCCAGAGUCAAGUCAUACCGGUCAAGGGUCGAACUGAAUGCUCGUUCAUUCCAGGUCAAUCCAUGGAACCAGUUAUCAGUUGCAAGGAAGUGUUGGUCCUUCCACGAAUUACAUCAUUCAUGCCAGCCAGACCUUUACCAUCAAGUGUACGUGCGCAGUAUCAAAACCUCCAACUCGCGGAUCCGGACUUUGAUAGACCUGCCCGGAUCGACAUGCUUCUUGGUUGUGAUGUUUUUCCUUAUUUAAUUCGCCCUUGUUCGAAAAUCAUACAUUCAGAUAGCUUACCGUCAGCGUUAGACACAUAUCUUGGUUGGGUUUUAGUUGGUACAGUGGUCAAUUCUUCAUCAAACGAUCAUUUGGCUUCAUCCAAUUCUUUAUCGAUCACGUUAAAUCCAUCUCUGGAUACAUUACUGCAUCGAUUUUGGUCCGUCGAAGAGCCUGCAACGCCAUCAAUCCCUACCACAGAGGACGAACUUUGUGAAAAAUGGUUUAAGCAGACUGUAUCGCGGAACGCGUCGGGUAGGUUUUGCGUUGCAUUACCCUUCCGAGACGUCGUCUUUGCCGAGACAGGCUCACAACAUGUCACUACCGUUUCCGAUUUGUCAUCCUCCCAUGGGCUCGGCUCCUCACGAUCGAUGGCCCUCAAACGGUUAUUUAAUUUGGAACAACGACUGAGUAAAGACCAGGCUCUAUACGAUUCUUACCGGUCAUUCAUGGACGAAUAUUUGUCAUUGGGCCAUAUGAAGAUUGCGACACGACCAGGAAAGUAUUUCAUACCUCAUCAUGCGGUAGUGAAACGUGAUGGUGAUGUAUCGAAGUUACGAGUGGUCUUCGACGCGUCGGCCAAAUCAUCCUCCGGUACUUCUCUUAACGAUUCCUUGUGCAUUGGACCAAAAUUGCAAACGGAGAUUGGUGAAUUACUAUUGACUUGCCGCUUAUACAAAUUCAUCUUCAUUGCCGACAUUGUCAAGAUGUAUCGACAGAUUUCUGUUCGGGAUGAAGAUUGUAUUUAUCAACACAUUUUGUGGCGCCGGUCGCCUGACCAUGAGGUACAAGAGUUCGAAUUACUGACAGUUACCUACGGACUCAAUUCUGCACCGUUUCUUGCGAUACGUGUGUUGCAUGCCUUGGAUGCUGUCUCCGAACCGCAAUUUCCCGCUGCAAAGGGAAUUCUUAAACACCACACAUAUGUGGACGACAUACUUGUUGGCAGCAAUACAGAGGAAGAAUUAUUCAGCAUGAAGGAAGAUAUCGUUGGUCUUCUUAAAUCCGCAGGCUGCGUGCUCAAGAAGUGGAGUAGCAACAGUGAAAAAAUAAUAGACAGCGUGCCUCUUGAGGACCGAGCUAACUGCCUCUCAUUCGACCCAAAGGAUGAACCUUCCCUGAAAAUUCUAGGUCUCCAUUGGGACCCGCACACAGACACAUUCGGUUACCACACAUGCACCGACAACUCUAGGCCCACAAAACGAGGCAUAUUAUCUGCUAUUGCUAAAUUGUUCGAUCCAAUCGGCACCCUUGGACCCACGCUCCUGUACGCUAAGGUCCUCAUGCAGCGAUUAUGGCAAAACCAAUUGGAUUGGGAUACUCAACUCCCCACUGAUCUUGCGACAAUGUGGAAUAAUUAUGUCUCUGAAAUGCCUUCACUAAACCAAAUUCAAUUUGCCCGUCACAUAAACGUUUGCGAUUACAAGGAGGUACAGCUACUUGGUUUUUGUGAUGCGUCCCAGAAAGGGUAUGCGGGAACAGUUUAUCUCCGUGUCAUUCGGUCAUCAGGUGUAAUACAAACGUAUUUAUUAACCUGUAAAACCAAAGUAGCACCACUUAAAGCCAGUGCCACGGACGCUUCACUAACGAUACCGCGUCUUGAACUAUGUGCGGCAUUGUUGUUGGCACAGCUAAUGCAAAAUGUUCAUUCCGUAGUCUCACCCAUCAUUAAUAUUACGAAAAUGCAAGCCUGGACCGAUUCGUCAAUAGUUUUGUCAUGGCUCACCACCGAUCAGAAAUUCUUUAAGAUUUUUGUCACCAACCGUAUUGCAAAAAUACGUGCCUUAAUCCCUACUUGCAUUUGGUCACAUAUAUCAACGAGUGAGAACCCUGCCGACCCGUCGUCUCGUGGAUUACUGCCAGUUGCUUUGAUAGCGUGUUCAUUACAUUGGGACGGUCCUGCUUUCCUUCAUCUCCCUGAGACUGAUUGGCCUGUAACGAAUUUCUCUACCAUUCAACCAGGUGAUUUACCCGAAGUCAAACCAAUAAGCAUCAAUGCCCUCGCAGCUCAGAAACUUCUAGCUGAAGAUUAUGUUUUGCACCGAUUUUCAACGUGGUCUCAUAUGCAACGGUCACUUGGGUACGCGCUUCGUUUUGUCUACGCUACCUUCCUAAACCAAUCGGGUAUCACAGGUUCACUCACGUUAGCAGAACGAAACCGAGCCACAAUGUUUGCUGUUCGUCUGACUCAAAAAUCACAUUUUCCCAAUUUACUCAGACAAUUGUCGAGAAAGAAUUGUAUUAUAACGCCACCAACAAUGGCUCAGCUGGCGCCGUUUCUGGAUCCGAAGGGGUUCAUUCGUGUAGGGGGUCGCCUCAAAAAUUCCCUACUAAGUGAAGAGACUAAAAACCCGCUACUCCUGCCCAAAUCAUCGCACUUGACAAAAUUAAUAAUAAGAUACUACCAUCUGACAUUCUUGCAUGCCGGGCCCAAACUCAUUAUUUCUAUGAUUCGCCAAAGGUUUUGGAUUGUUUCAGCUCGUGAUGCGAUUCGCCGCAGUAUUUUCUCAUGCGUUACAUGUACUCGAUAUAGAGCCCAACAUCCAACACCUAUCAUGGGAGAUAUGGUUCUUGUUGAUGCUCCUACUCUUCAACCCUCCGACUGGCGUAUGGGUCGAGUUACAAUGGUCCAUCCGGGACAGGACGAGAUAGUACGAGUCGUUACCGUGCGCACCCAGGAUGGAUUCCUCAAACGCCCAGUGGUAAAACUAGUCCGGCUUCCCGUCUCAUCUUAA